UCGUUAUCCCACCUAUUAAUCCCCUAUCUUUAUCCUCCAUUCUUAUCCCUCUAAUUUUCAUCCCUCCAAUCAAACGCCCCGUUAAGACUUUAACACCUAACCUAAACGAAUAAGAAUAGAGUGCGGUCUCAUGUCAUCAUGUGAGUUAAUAAACAAAACAAAACAAAGUUAAUACUUAAAAAAGAAAGGUUGAAGUGGUUAGCUUCAAACCAUGGAAGUAUUUGACAAAUAUUAUGAACCAAUCACAACAUUAAAAAACUGCCUUUUUUUCGGCGUCACGAAUAAUGUGGUCAACACGAAUACCAUUUACAUUCACUACUUGUUCUUUGUUGACACCUCCAUUUCUACUUCUUUAUCGCUUCGCUUCAUCUUCAUCUUCAUCUUCGUACUUUCCCUCUCCUCGCCGCCGUAAACUCACGACUUUCUCCGCCGCCAUGACAUCCUCCAACGGCAAUUCUCCGGCUGACCAUUUCGCCGGAAACUGGAUCUCGGUGCCGGAACUCCGACUUCGUGAUCAUUAUUUCACUGUUCCUCUUGAUUAUUCUAGUGUUUCUGAUUCAUCUUGCCCUAAAAUCAGCGUUUUUGCUCGCGAAGUUGUUGCCGCUGGUAAGGAGGAUCAACCACUGCCAUAUCUUCUAUAUCUGCAAGGUGGACCUGGCUUUGAGUCUCCACGUCCUACAGAAUCGAAAGGUUGGAUUGGUAAAGCAUGUGAAGGCUAUCGUGUUGUGUUGUUGGAUCAGCGUGGAACAGGCUUGUCAACUCCCUUGACCACAUCUUCUAUGCGGCAAAUGAAAUCUGCAGAAGAUCUGGCUGAAUACUUGAAACACUUCCGUGCAGACAAUAUUGUAAACGAUGCUGAAUUCAUUAGAAAACGCAUUGUUCCUGAAGCUGGUCCUUGGACUAUCUUGGGACAGAGCUACGGUGGUUUUUGUGCUGUUACAUAUCUAAGUUUUGCCCCUCAAGGGUUAAAGCAAGUCCUUGUAACAGGCGGAAUUCCUCCUGUUGCAGAUGGUUGUACUGCAGAUGCCGUGUAUCAUGCAUGCUUUGAAAAGAUUUCGCGUCAAACAGAGAAAUACUAUGAAAGGUUUCCUCAGGAUGUUGAAGUUGUCCAAGAUAUUGUUAAAUUCUUGGCAAAUUCUGAAGGAGGCGGGGUGCCUCUACCAUCUGGUGGAAUGUUAACCCCAAGGGGACUUCAAACUCUUGGUCUUUCUGGUCUAGGGGCUGGGGCUGGUGCUGGUUUUGAGAGGUUGCAUUACAUGCUUGAGAGAGCCUGGGAUCCUGUUAUAACUCCAGGUGCACAAAAGCAACUCAGUUAUUGCUUUUUGAAUGCCUUUGAUAAUUGGGGGGCUUUCAAUACGAACCCGCUAUAUGUGAUACUUCAUGAGUUGAUUUACUGCGAAGGUGCUCCAUCACAGUGGGCUGCUCAUAGAGUAAGGGAGGCCAAUGGAAGCAAGUUUGACGCAAUCAAGGCAGCAAAAGAAGGGCGUCCUGUAUACUUCACAGGAGAGAUGGUAUUCCCAUGGAUGUUUGAUGAAAUUUCUUCCUUAAAACAUCUCAAGGAGGUUGCCCACAUACUUUCAGAGAAAAAAGAUUGGCCUCCAUUAUAUGAUGUAGCAGCACUGGAGAACAACAAGGUUCCUGUAGCAGCUGCGCUCUACUAUGAGGACAUGUUUGUGAACUUCAAUCUGGCCAUGAAAACUGCUGAACAUAUUUCCGGAAUAAGGCUGUGGAUAACUAAUGAAUACAUGCAUUCUGGUUUACAGGAUGGGGGAAGUCAUGUCUUCGAUCAUCUGAUGGAGAUGUUGAAUGGGAAGAGGCCCUUGUUCUAAAUAUUUUCCAGUCUCGAGAUAUGUCUUUACCUAAUAAAUACUGCUAGUCUUUUCUUUUUUUUUUUUUUUUUUUUUUUUUUUUUCUUUUUUUUUUUUUAUCAAUAUAUAGAUUGGCGGAUUGUAACAUGUUUCAUUGAGUUCAUAAGCGCAGGACCAUGAUAGAGUGAUCUUGCUAUUAGAGAAAGAAUUAAGUCUGAAUUCUGAUGAUGUUCAUAGAAUGUAAUAUGAUGCGUAGUAUAAGUUUAUGAUACUCAGAAAUAAGAAUUAACAUGACAUGUUUUUGCAAAAUCUA
Chenopodium quinoa (quinoa) is the source of this 2121-nucleotide messenger RNA. Its product is annotated as proline iminopeptidase-like. The coding region runs from base 285 to 1829 and encodes 514 amino acids. The transcript is spliced from 10 exons. NCBI's taxonomy places the organism in Eukaryota, Viridiplantae, Streptophyta, Magnoliopsida, Caryophyllales, Amaranthaceae. Gene Ontology annotation, molecular function: peptidase activity. Gene Ontology annotation, biological process: proteolysis. The record is from RefSeq and is a predicted model, not a curated record.